This is a messenger RNA of Brachypodium distachyon (stiff brome), 763 nucleotides long. Its product is annotated as calcium-binding protein PBP1. Gene Ontology annotation, molecular function: calcium ion binding. The record is from RefSeq and is a predicted model, not a curated record. Bases 315 to 719 code for a protein of 134 amino acids. Lineage: Eukaryota; Viridiplantae; Streptophyta; Magnoliopsida; Poales; Poaceae. The transcript has a single exon.
CUUCCGAUCACCAUUCCUAUCAAUUUUCUUAAUGAGCCCCAAAGGCACACGAUCUCUGCAAGCAACCGGCAUUGCAGAAGCUACCUCGCACUCGUUACUUCGCAGAAACCAAGCAAAAACCGCCGGCCGCAGCGACCGCCUGAAGAUAGCUAGCCAGCUACGACGCCUGCGAUGCAAUUGCCUGUACUUUUGUUGGGAGAGACUGCUUCCGAGAACCUCAAGGACUCCUUCGUCGCCCGGCACCACCCCCUUCCUUAUUUAAUCCCCCACCAUUCCCCUCUCGUUAUCAUUCUCCAUACACCACGAUUCCAUAGAUGCAGAAACCAGACCAGCCAUUCUCGAUUCCCCGUCCUUCGUCAUCACCAAUCAGGUGCACCAUGGGCGCCGACAGGGUCUCGUCCGUGCAGUUUGAGGACUUCCUGCCAACGAUGGCAAGGAAGCUCGGCGCGGAGGGGCUGAUCCAGGAACUCUGCAAGGGGUUUCAGCUGCUCAUGGACCCUAGGACCGGCAGGAUCACCUUCCAGAGCCUGAAGAGAAAUGCAGCCAGGCUGGGGCUAGGAGAGCUCCAGGAAGACGAGCUCUCAGAGAUGAUCAGAGAGGGCGACAUGGACGGCGAUGGCGUCCUGGAUCAAACGGAGUUCUGCAUUCUCAUGGUCAGACUGAGCCCUGAGCUGAUGGAGGCAGUCACACUCACACGAGGGAAUGUUGAUGUAAUUUGAUAAACCAUUUGUCUUGAUUUAUAGAUCUAUUGUGUUUCUGUGCA